Molecule: messenger RNA, 914 nt
Organism: Linum trigynum
Lineage: Eukaryota; Viridiplantae; Streptophyta; Magnoliopsida; Malpighiales; Linaceae
Source: the annotation of a GenBank genome assembly
GCUGUGGAGUUUUCGAUAGGCCAGUACCAGCAUCACGUUAUGUGUGACGUGGUUUAAAUUUUAAAUUUCCCCAGCAGGAUCAUUCUUGGUCAACCAUGGUUCAGGAAACGUCAAGUUUGUUUUGAAAGCCGACGGAGCAAGAAGUUUCGAAUUCAGAGACAAAACCAAGUAUUCGUCAUGACCCUGUUGGCUCCAAAAGAAGCUGCCAAUGAUUUGCAGGAGCUACAACGACUCCAGGAGGAGUAUCAGAAGGAUAUACGAGAGAAACCAUAGCCAUGGAAGGUCGAUCAAGCAAAGACCCAGCCAGAGCAAGACAACCCCUGUUUUUCACCGCAAAAAACAGAGCAUCGACACCAGAUUUACUGCCAACAAAGAGGAAGGGAAGUCGAAGCCUGAAGCGACCGGAGACGCGUCGGUGGAGGUGGAAGGAAGGAUAGAGAAGCGAAAAGACGCCCCGGAGCAGGGUGCCGAUGGAUGAAUCGUCUCGAUGGCGAGCAUAGCAAAGUUCCAAUCCGCCCCGACGAAACAAGGCAAGAGAGAGACUGAAUGGGGGGAAGCACUCCAGACCAUUUCGAUGGAGACCAACAACGUUGACACAUUCGUUGAGAAGACGGAAAUGUGUAUUGACAGUAUUAGGUUUUUACCUUUCUAGUUCUAUUAGGUUUGUAUUAGGUCUUUAUUGUCUUUAAAUAGCUUUCAAUUUCAAGUUGUAAAGGACCCAAGUUUUAGUUGAAUGAAAAAAUUACUCCUACAUGAGUUUUGAGUUCUUUGAGUUGUGUCUCAAGAAUCAAAUCCUUGAGUUAGUUUUGUGUGGAUUCCAUUACUAAUUCGAGAACCCUUGUCAAGCUUUUCUGUGAGGAUCCCAGAUUCGUUUAACAAGUUUCUUAUCAAUCAAGUAAAUAUCUUGAUUUUGG